AUGGACAGGAUUUGUCCCGGGAGACACUUCGGGCUCGCAGCGGUGUACAUGAACGUCGCGAGCGCGUUGCACGUCUUCGAUUUCUCGCCGCCUGUCGACGUGCAUGGCCGGGAGAUCAGGAUCGAGCCGCGCAUGCCUGGGACAGACGAGCCGAAGACGCUAGGUGUACAGUCAAGCCGCGUUCCCAGUGCGCCAAGCUCAUUCGAGGUCCCGGGAGAUCUUGACGCGUAG
Dichomitus squalens LYAD-421 SS1 is the source of this 231-nucleotide messenger RNA. RefSeq lists its product as uncharacterized. Lineage: Eukaryota; Fungi; Basidiomycota; Agaricomycetes; Polyporales; Polyporaceae. The coding region runs from base 1 to 231 and encodes 76 amino acids. Gene Ontology annotation, molecular function: heme binding; monooxygenase activity; iron ion binding. The record is from RefSeq and is a predicted model, not a curated record. The transcript has 2 exons.